AUUUCCUGCAGCAUCAAGCGGCUCCUGCCUGAGACAGCACAGCGGCGGCGGUGUGGUCGGUCUGAAUUCACGUAAACGGAGAGAAGACGAGACGUGAAGGCCCCAUCAGCUCACACCGACAACUGUUGCACUCACAGCGACGACGGAUAUAUAAAGAAAGAAAGAAAAACAUUUAGUUCGGUUUUUACCAUAUUCUUUUUCUAAUCUUGGCUGUUUUAAGAAAAAACUUGAUUUCCUUUGAUAGCCGCGUCUUUAAGCUAAGAGUUCAUGAUGGCGACAGCUACGGUGUCUCUCCCCGCGGGCUGCGGCCCGAGCCCCGGGUCGGGGACGGAGCUGGUCCGCGGGCAGGCCUUCGACGUCGGGCCUCGGUACAGCAACCUCUCCUACAUCGGGGAGGGAGCCUACGGGAUGGUGUGCUCUGCCUAUGACCGGGACAACAAGGUACGCGUGGCCAUCAAGAAGAUCAGCCCGUUCGAGCACCAGACGUACUGCCAGCGCACCCUGAGGGAGAUCAAAAUCCUGCUGCGCUUCAAACAUGAGAACAUCAUCGGCAUCAACGACAUCAUCCGCACGCCGACCAUCGACCUGAUGAAGGACGUAUACAUCGUCCAGGAUCUCAUGGAGACGGACCUCUACAAGCUCCUGAAGACUCAACACCUGAGCAACGACCACAUCUGCUACUUCCUCUACCAGAUCCUCCGAGGGCUCAAGUACAUCCACUCCGCCAACGUCCUGCACCGCGACCUGAAGCCCUCCAACCUGCUGCUCAACACCACCUGCGAUCUCAAGAUCUGCGAUUUUGGUUUGGCCCGCGUGGCUGACCCGGACCACGAUCACACCGGCUUCCUGACGGAGUACGUCGCCACCCGUUGGUACAGAGCGCCUGAGAUCAUGUUGAACUCCAAGGGCUACACCAAGUCCAUAGACAUCUGGUCAGUGGGCUGCAUCCUGGCCGAGAUGUUGUCAAACAGGCCAAUCUUUCCCGGGAAGCACUACUUGGAUCAGCUCAACCACAUUUUGGGGAUCCUGGGUUCUCCCUCUCAGGAGGAUCUCAACUGCAUCAUCAACAUCAAAGCCAGGAACUACCUCCUGUCGCUGCCGCUGCGCUGCAAAGUUCCGUGGAACCGCCUCUUCCCCAACGCCGACCCCAAAGCUCUGGACCUGCUGGACAAGAUGUUGACCUUCAACCCUCACAAGCGGAUCGAGGUGGAGGAGGCCCUGGCGCACCCUUACCUGGAGCAGUACUACGACCCCACGGAUGAGCCUGUCGCUGAGGCGCCGUUCAAGUUCGACAUGGAGCUGGAUGACCUCCCCAAAGAGACGCUGAAGGAGCUCAUCUUUGCAGAAACGUCACGUUUCCAGACCGCCUUUAGGUCCUAACGUCUCACGCCGAUGAUUCCAUGGACCGACUCCUCGCUGUCGCUGUGAUGCUCCUUCGUCUUCUAUUCUUUUUCCUCCUCCUCCUCCUCACGUUGUCCACAUCGCCUGGAUUCCUCUGGUCUCGCUCGUCCACUUUGCUCAGGAAUGGCGUCAGGAAUCAAUCAAUCAAUCAUUCUGUAGGCUCUCUUUUCUCUCUCACAUCAUAGCUCAGUCUGGAUUUUUGUGUUUCAAGCCAAGUUAAACAACUGCUUGUUUGUUGGUUCCGUGUGUCUGGGGGGAGUUGAUGUCCAGUAGAGCAGCGGCGAUAACGUCGUGGUUACUUCUCUGUCCAGACUGCACAAACAAACAACGGGAGACUACUUACAAGAAUCAUCAUCAUCAUCAUAGAAAAGAGAAAAAACCGAGCCUAAUUAUUUUCUAACCGCCUGUCUCACUGUUCCAAAGGAGACUUUUUUUUUUUUUUUUAGAUUUUCUUAAAAAGAGAAAUCCCUGAGUUAAAUAAACUGAAUUAUGCAAUGAAAUCACA
Gasterosteus aculeatus aculeatus (three-spined stickleback) is the source of this 1906-nucleotide messenger RNA. It is a transcript of the gene mapk1, whose product is annotated as mitogen-activated protein kinase 1. Gene Ontology annotation, molecular function: ATP binding; MAP kinase activity. Gene Ontology annotation, biological process: protein phosphorylation. NCBI's taxonomy places the organism in Eukaryota, Metazoa, Chordata, Actinopteri, Perciformes, Gasterosteidae. The record is from RefSeq and is a predicted model, not a curated record.